This is a messenger RNA of Hordeum vulgare subsp. vulgare (domesticated barley), 961 nucleotides long. Its product is annotated as protein REPRESSOR OF SILENCING 3-like. The record is from RefSeq and is a predicted model, not a curated record. The transcript has 3 exons. Bases 92 to 955 code for a protein of 287 amino acids. NCBI's taxonomy places the organism in Eukaryota, Viridiplantae, Streptophyta, Magnoliopsida, Poales, Poaceae. Gene Ontology annotation, cellular component: nucleus.
CUGGAUGCGGGGAACGACGGCAGCAUCCGGAUCCAGGUGAGUGGUGGUGGGACCGGCGUCUGGGUUCUUCGGAAGGGUUGGGGACGGGUGGAUGGGAUGGGAUCCAUUCUUCCGUUUCUCGCGCAGCAGCUUCGCCUACGUCGACUUCCAAUGCCCCUCCCACAAGGCCCUGGCCAAGCUCUUCUCCACCUACAAUGGGUGCAAAUGGAAAGGAGGGAAGCUUAAACUUGAGAAGGCCAAGGAGCACUACCUCGUCCGACUGAAGCGAGAAUUGGAGCAGGAAGCCGCGGCGGCGGCGGCAGCUGCUCAAGAAAUGCCUGCGAAAGAUGAUAUGGACAAGCAGGAGGAGAAGGAGAAGCGGAAGCUGGAGAAGCAUGCUCUGGAAACUUCAAAGGUUAACAUCUACUUCCCGAGAUUGAGGAAGCUGAAACCUUUGCCCUUUAAAGGCAGUGGAAAGCACAAAUACAGUUUCAGAAAUAUUGAAAUCCCUUCCUACCCUCAUUUCUGCGAUUGUGAGGAGCACUGUGGACCUCCUGAGAAAGCCAAUGAAGAAUAUGUUGUUGUUCUUAAUCGUGUUGCGUUUCACAAGGAGCGCAACAUCAUGAAUUAUGUGAUGAGUAAGCUCUUUGAGAAGGAAACUGAGCAAAUCAAUUCGUCGGAAGUGCAGAAAGGAGAUGCUCAGACAGACCCCUCUGAUGCUGAGGCAAAACCCUCUAAUACUGAGACAGAACCCUCUGAUUCCGACAAUGAUUUGCGAAUUAAAGAAACAACAGAAAGUCCUAAAGAAGAUUUGGAUGAUCUCCAAAUGGAAGAAACAGAUGAUCCUUCCGAAGAAGAAUUGGAUGAUGACCUUGUGAUCAAUAUUGCUCCUCGUAAGGCCAAUAACUCAGCUGUCCAGUUAAACAGGGCAAACCAAGCAGUGAAUAAGGUAUGCGUAUUGCAGUUACUUGCCUGAAUAAUU